AUGACAUCUGCAGUGUUUGCCUUCAUCCUGACGUGUUUGAUUGUAGGAGAAACUGCUCAGACAGUUGCUCUGGAGUCGCCUUCAUCUGUUCAUCAUGAGAGACAAGAAACUGGAGAGAGUCUGACUUUACAAUGUGCCUUCAGAAAUCACAGUUCUUCACGAUUUUAUUGGUUCAAGCAACCUCUUGGAGAGAAACUGAGGCUCAUCUGUUCUUUCAACCUACAUGGAACCUUUAAAAGUUUUAACGGUGAGUUUAAGGACAAUCCACGCUUCACACUGGACACUCAAAGCAAUAUAAAUCACUUAACCAUCUCAGAUUUGCAAAUGUCAGACUCUGCAAUUUAUCACUGCAUAGGCUCCGAUAGUUUCAUACUACAAGUUCUAGCAACCAUCACAGUCAGUGUGAAGGGUUCAGGUGUGAGCGUCCCAGCUCUGGUCCAUCAGUCAGAGUCUGAAACCAUCCAGCCAGGAGGCUCUGUGACUCUGAACUGUACAGUCCACACUGGGACCUGUGAUGGAGAACACAGUGUUUACUGGUUCAGAAACUCUGAGGAAGCUCAUCCAGGACUCAUUUACACCCAUGGAGGCAGGAAUGAUCAGUGUGAGAGGAACCCUCACUCACACACUCACACUUGUGUCUACAACUUGCCCAUGAGGAGCCUGAAUCUUUCUCAUGCUGGGACCUACUACUGCGCUGUGGUCUCAUGUGGACACAUACUGUUUGGAAACGGGACCAAGCUGGACUUUGGAGAUGAGGUGAGCUCUGGUGUCUUGGUGUAUUCUCUGAGUGGAGCUUUGAUAUCUGCAGUUAUCCUGAUAGUUGUCCUGGCCUUCUUAUUGUACAAGAUGAACAAAAGAAUCCACUUCUUAUCUCAAGAGAUACAAGCAAGAUUUUCAGCUCCCUCCACAACAAACAUGGAGGGUAACAGAGGAGCAGACGACGUCUGUUAUGCCGCUCUGAGCAUUAACCUGCCCAACACAUCAAGAAGACAGAGGAACACAGCCAGAGAUGAAUGUGUGUAUUCCAGUGUGAGGCAGUAGAAAUCAGUGUUUUAAUGGA
Molecule: messenger RNA, 1060 nt
Organism: Cheilinus undulatus (humphead wrasse)
Lineage: Eukaryota; Metazoa; Chordata; Actinopteri; Labriformes; Labridae
Product: M1-specific T cell receptor beta chain-like
Exons: 5
Coding region: 1-1041 (346 amino acids)
Biological process (GO): response to bacterium
Source: RefSeq, a predicted model, not a curated record